This is a messenger RNA of Trametes versicolor FP-101664 SS1, 1319 nucleotides long. RefSeq lists its product as uncharacterized. The transcript has a single exon. The record is from RefSeq and is a predicted model, not a curated record. Bases 1 to 1296 code for a protein of 431 amino acids. NCBI's taxonomy places the organism in Eukaryota, Fungi, Basidiomycota, Agaricomycetes, Polyporales, Polyporaceae.
AUGCGCGAGCUUCCUCCGGAAAUAUGGCUGAGGGUAUUCGCCUUCGCAACACAUAUCCCAGGGGCGUUAUCACACGACGACGACCAAUCUUUCAUCGCCUUUGCGAGAGACAAGUACGGGAUCAGCGCGCAUCGCAGACACCGUCAAGCUACGGACCUCAUGACAACGGCCGGUCGCGUAUGCAAGGCGUGGUCUUCCCUUACCACUCAGUUUCUCUUCCAAUAUCUUCUUGUCAAGAGCGGAGAUCAUGCUGUAGAUGUGGCCGCCGCGUUGAAGCGAUACGGGAAGGACUCUUCAAGGCAAAACUCCGCUGGACAAUGGACAGUCAGACUGGAGCUCGCCCUAGAAGGCGUGCACCGGUGGGACGAAGCGCAUUCGGCCGCGCUCGCACAUAUAUUCGCCUGUUGCCCCAACAUGACGGUCUUCUCUACCGCAUUCUCCACCGCGGACGCGUCGCUUUUCCAGGGCCGUCGCUUUCUGCGUGCGAUGCGCGACGUCGGGCGCCGGUCCAACCUCAAACGGCUAGAACUGAAAGGCGACGCUGCUCUCCUGGAAGCUAUCCUCUCCCCACUGGCAUCCUCCGUAGAAGCUCUCUGGCUGCUGCCGUCUCGCAGGUCGGCUUCGCAUCAAGUCGUCAAUCACACGCAUUUCCCGCUCGUCCACGCAUUCAUUCUUUUUGAAGGGUUCGGAUGGGGCGGACCUCCGCCCACGUGGACCAUGCCCGCUCUGCAAACCCUAUGUACGGACGACGACAACCUCGCGGCGCCCACGCAGAGAAGGCUGCAAGCCUUCUUCGAAGCCCACGGUUCUCAACUUCAGCAUCUCGUCGCCUAUCGCUCUGCCAUAAGCUGCCUGAACCUCUGUACGAACCUGGCCGAGUGGACGCUCCCAUGCGGCAUCGUGGUUCAAGCCGUGCUAGCCCUACCUGCGGGCGGGCCACUUACAACGACCCUCCGUCGCCUCACGCUCAUGGACGACAUGUCUAUGGUCUACAUGUUGCGCCUAGACCACAUCGCGGCCCUGAAUGAAUGGCUGGGGAGCGACCUCUUUCCGGCGUUGGAGACCAUCCGUUUUCUUCUGCCCCUCGGACGGUAUAACAGAAGGCAACGGUCACGUCCACACUGGGAGCAGGCCAUCGAGCUACUUCAAGAGCACAGCAAGCAGCGCGGCGUCCGCCUUGAAGCAUCCCUGGGAGGCGACGAGCACACUGCCGAAAUCUGGACGACAUUCUCCGUAGAGCACCUCUUGGACCCCAUCGAACUCUGUCCUUUCAAGCCUUCGUUCUCAGCACAUUGAUUCCGAAUGUUGUAACUUAUACC